AUGACGAUGCGGACGAUGCCUUUGAAUGCGAUUCGCGUAAAACGGCAGCGUGAGCUGCAAGUAGAAAAGUCCAUCUUGGAUCGGCAACGCAGGAAGGCGAAGGCAUCGCCGAUACGAUUGGAAGAAAAGUGGAGCAGACGUGACCGGACACACUUCUCCACCUUGCCUCCGAGCAUCAUCCUGUCCCCUCAAGGUCAUACAUUGCAUAGACCGAUCGACAGAACAAACGCAGACAUGGCAAGCAGAGGGGUUUUCCGCGUUGCCGCCGCUGGCGUUCGCACACGAGCAGCUCUGCUACCAACGGCAAGCUCCUUUUGGCCUGGAAACGCUUUGCCGCAUCGGCUUGCACCUCGCAGCCAUCGAGGAUUCGCAUCGACUUCAACAGCCUUCUCUGCUGCUCCUUCGGCGCCAUCAAUAACGAAUAGUGAAAUCACUUCCUCUUCAACGUCAACAACGGAUGCGGCCAGCGCAGCCUCUCAAGCAGUCGCCGACAGCGACGUCGUAGCUGGCGGUUUCGAGUUCCUCCAACCGUGGGUACCCACCAUCAACAACCUCGCCGACACGAUGCAUCUCAGCGGACCCUAUGCACACGCCCUAUCCAUCUUCAUCCUCGCCUUCGCCGUCCGAACCGCCAUAACGCUGCCCAUGACGCUGUACCAAAGGGGCAAAACCAGACAGUUGACCGAAAAAGUGCUGCCGGAAUGGGAGAUCAUGAAGGAGCGCAUCCCACUCGCUGUACGGGCGAGGUCCAGGCGAGCGGGACUUUCGUACGAAGCAUUCGAAGCCGAAGCGCAAAAGGAGCUCAAGGCAGAACUCGCAAAGCUGCUCCGGAAGCACAAUGCGUCCCCACUACCGGCAUUCCUCGGACCGGCGGUGGUCACCAUCCCCGUGUUUCUGCUCAUGACGGCGCUUCUUCGACAGUGUGCACUCGAUACGACCUCUCCACUGAGCACGGAAGUGCUGCCCUGGUGGUCUCCAUCGCCAGAGCUGGCGCAGCAGUUCAAGGCGAGCACCGCCAUCCUGGCAGAUCGCGGCUUUGACGAAGCUGCCAUCGCCAAAUUGAAGGGUACCAUGGGAGGUCCCACUCUCGUCGACCGGGAUUCGACCAUGAUCGGUCCACUCAGUUUUGGUAUGUUGACACUUGCGAAUACGGAAUUGAACAGCUGGAGUAGGAGGAGCAUCGCAAAGAUCCGUUCGGUGACGUCCGGCGGUGAUGCUGCAGCGAGAACGGCGGACAAGCUGUUGGCAGAUAAACCGGAGCAAGCAAGACAAGAGGUGGAUGACGAACCGCCGAGAGCGAGAAUCAUCACGAACGCAUUGAGGGUGAUGGCGAUCGCCUUCAUCCCCAUCGCGUGCCAGGCGCCCGGUGUGCUGGUCAUCUAUUGGCUCUCGUCGGGCAUCUACACGUUGAUUCAGAAUUCCGUGCUGGCCGUGAUGGAUCGAAGGUCCGAAGUCGUCAAGGCUGCAAGGAAGCAGCAGCUUUUGCAACAGCAGAGAUGA
This is a messenger RNA of Pseudozyma hubeiensis SY62, 1500 nucleotides long. Its product is annotated as cytochrome c oxidase biogenesis-related protein. Gene Ontology annotation, molecular function: membrane insertase activity. Lineage: Eukaryota; Fungi; Basidiomycota; Ustilaginomycetes; Ustilaginales; Ustilaginaceae. Gene Ontology annotation, biological process: protein insertion into mitochondrial inner membrane from matrix; mitochondrial respiratory chain complex IV assembly. The coding region runs from base 1 to 1500 and encodes 499 amino acids. Gene Ontology annotation, cellular component: mitochondrial inner membrane. The transcript is spliced from 2 exons. The record is from RefSeq and is a predicted model, not a curated record.